Messenger RNA from Halichondria panicea, 2327 nucleotides. RefSeq lists its product as uncharacterized. The transcript is spliced from 5 exons. Gene Ontology annotation, molecular function: ATP binding; protein kinase activity; protein binding. Bases 456 to 1664 code for a protein of 402 amino acids. Gene Ontology annotation, biological process: protein phosphorylation. The record is from RefSeq and is a predicted model, not a curated record. NCBI's taxonomy places the organism in Eukaryota, Metazoa, Porifera, Demospongiae, Suberitida, Halichondriidae.
AUCAUUGCUGUGUAUGAUCCAAGCACUGAGCUGUGGAGCCUCUUGCCCACCACUGGACCUCUACCCCCUGAAGAGCGGGGUGGUUGCUCUGUUUGUGUAGGUCGUUGCCUGUACACCUUUGGUGGUAGUGAUGGGUCUUCUUACGUCAAUGACAUGAGCAAGCUUGAUCUGGACACUCUCCAGUGGACCAAAGUUCAAACCUCUGGUAGUCAGCCUAUGAAAAAGGCUUUCUGUGGACUUGUCCGUGUGAAUGAGAGAACUUUGUGCUGCUUUGGAGGACUCGGUAUUGAGGGCACCACACAACCAGGAUCAACAUUCACCAAGAGUGGACACUCUGAUGGAAUGGGAUGGACAAACGAGUUUCAUUUCUUUGACACACAAAAUGGUGUGUGGUCGUCCCCCCCUGAGCUCAGAGGAGAGAGAGACCUCCUCCCUGUGAUGACUUCACCUUCACCAUGGUGGACCAGCACAGGGCAGUUCUCUUUGGAGGGUGGCAACCUGGCCGUGGUGUGGUCAAUGAAGUCUACAUAUUUGACUUCAGGACCAUGGAGGUCACUAAGGUGAAGCCAGUACAGGGAGAGCCAUGGCCAGUGGAGAGGGAAGGCCAUGCUGCCUGUUGUCUCAACUAUGGCCAGGACCACCCUCAACUACUGGUGUACGGAGGACUGGGUGAGGACAACGAGCCAUUGGGGGACAUGUGGUUACUGGAUGUUGAUACUGUCAAGUGGGCAGAGGUGACACCUCCUGAGUCAAUGACACCACAUUACUACCACUCCAUCACUGCCACCAGUCUGGGACCAGGACUCACUGAGGUCCUCGUGUUUGGAGGCAAGCAGGAGGUGGGGAGAGAUCCCCUUGCUGAGACCACCGUACUGAGAUUUAAGUUGACUGGACCCUCAGCGUCUGUUGCUGGACCCUCAGCUGGGAAGUGGGCUCUCGUGGAUGUGGCCCACAACGACACUAGAGGCUCCGCCCAGCGACUGAGUGAGAAGAGGAUCAGACAAGCAAUCGCUUGUGCCUCAUUUGUCAGUGAGACCAGCGACCGCUCCUCUCAAGACCGGGUGAGGGCUCUGGAACAACAGUUACGAGCAGCAGAGCAGAGAGAGCACGACACUCAACGUCACCACCACCUACAGUUGCAAGAGAAAGAUCGAGAAUUGACCGAGGCCAACUGUCGUCAUGGAGAUGCUGAGGAAAGAGCACAGCUGGCAGAGCAAAGAGAGCAAGCUACACAAUUACUUUUACAAGUGAAAGAUCGAGAAUUGGCGAUUAGAGAUCAUGAAUUAGUUACACAAGCUAGAGAAUUGGCUGAGAUCAACAGAAGAGAAGCUGACCUGUCUGCUCGAAUCAUAGCUCUAGAGAGGGAGUUAGAAGGCAAGACGAAAGAGUUGGCAGCACACAACACAGAGGUGUGGAGGAUUCCGGCAAACAGAGUGAUCACGAUGAGAACGAUUGGCACUGGAGGAUGGGGGGAGGUACUGGAGGGAACAGUGAGCGUAGCCGUCAAGCGACUCUUUGCUGCCAUUGUCAACCCACGCAAUCUGGAGAGACUCCAGAGAGAAAUGAGGCUCUUGGCUGAAGUACGACACCCCAAUCUGGUGCAUUCAUUGGGGCAGUGUUUGACCAGUCCCCUCCUCUCAUCAUCACUGAGCUUCUGGACAUAAAUCUCCGACAAGCGUACGAAGAGAAUCAACUGGACCCAGGAAACCGCCUCUCGAUCUUCAUGGACAUUGCCCUAGCUCUGGACUACCUGCACCAGCGCUACGAUCCCAUCAUCCACCGUGAUGUGAGUGCUCCCAACGUCCUCCUCCAGCGAAUGCCCAACCACCAGUGGAAGGGGAAGGUCUCUGACCUUGGCUCAGCCAACUUCCUGCAGCAUGCUCAUACGAUGGGAGAGGGGGCCAUGAUCUACUCCCCUCCUGAAGUCAUCCCUCAACCGCUUGUACGACCUCCUCCACAAACUGUCAAGAUUGACGUCUACAGCUACGGCAUUGUGUUGGCUGAAGUGACUGCCAGUCGAUUUCCGAGUCAAGAUAAUUUCCCUGAGAUAUUUGAAAGAAUCAAGAGAGAGCGUCCUGCAGUGUACGAGCUGAUAGUCGGCUGUAUUGAGAGAGAGCCCAGCCAUCGACCCAGCAUGGCACAGGUGAUGGUGGAACUGAACAAAAUAGCACCCUUUUAACUAUGAACAAUGUGAACACUUAUAAUUAUCUAGUACCGUCUUCUUAAUUAAUUAAUUAUAAAUUACUUCAUGAAUUUUAUUUUUAGCUUUGGCUUUUGUAGUGUGUGUUUGCACUCUCCUAUUAUGAUGAUACUAUUGUCAGACUUUA